This is a messenger RNA of Osmerus eperlanus (European smelt), 1959 nucleotides long. It is a transcript of the gene hdac3, whose product is annotated as histone deacetylase 3. The coding region runs from base 123 to 1409 and encodes 428 amino acids. The transcript has 15 exons. NCBI's taxonomy places the organism in Eukaryota, Metazoa, Chordata, Actinopteri, Osmeriformes, Osmeridae. The record is from RefSeq and is a predicted model, not a curated record. Gene Ontology annotation, molecular function: histone deacetylase activity. Gene Ontology annotation, cellular component: nucleus.
GUAUAUUUUACUAGGUGUUUACAAUGGCGGCUACAUGCUAAAUGAAGUAAUAGAGCAGCAUUGUUUUUAAUAGUACCAAAUACCUAGCUUGUAGAUGAACAUUUUCCUUACCUACUUUUGCAAUGAGUAACAGAACAGCUUAUUUCUACGACCCGGACGUGGGAAACUUUCAUUAUGGUGCGGGUCACCCAAUGAAACCCCACCGUCUGUCCCUGACGCACAGCCUCGUCCUCCACUAUGGGCUCUACAAGAAGAUGAUGGUAUUCAAGCCGUACAAGGCCUCCCAACAUGACAUGUGUCGAUUCCAUUCAGAAGACUACAUAGACUUCUUGCAGAAGGUCAGCCCUAACAACAUGCAGGGGUUCACCAAGAGCCUCAACACUUUCAAUGUUGGGGACGAUUGUCCUGUGUUCCCAGGUCUGUUUGAGUUCUGCUCCAGAUACACCGGAGCUUCUUUGCAAGGGGCCACUCAGCUCAACCACAAGAUAUGUGACAUAGCCAUUAACUGGGCCGGAGGACUCCACCACGCCAAGAAGUUUGAGGCCUCGGGGUUCUGCUAUGUGAACGACAUUGUCAUCAGCAUACUGGAGCUGCUCAAAUACCACCCUCGGGUACUGUACAUAGACAUAGAUAUUCACCACGGCGACGGGGUACAGGAGGCCUUCUACCUGACAGACCGAGUCAUGACUGUAUCCUUCCACAAGUACGGGAACUACUUCUUUCCAGGGACAGGUGACAUGUAUGAGGUUGGGGCAGAGAGCGGGCGGUACUACUGUCUGAACGUUCCUCUGAGGGAUGGCAUCGAUGACCAGAGUUACAGACAGCUGUUCCAGCCGGUCAUAAAACAGGUGGUGGACUUCUACCAGCCUACCUGCAUCGUUCUACAGUGUGGAGCUGACUCCCUGGGCUGUGACAGGCUGGGCUGCUUCAACCUCAGCAUACGAGGACACGGGGACUGCGUGGAGUUUGUGAAGAGCUUCAAGAUCCCUCUGCUGGUGCUGGGAGGUGGGGGCUACACCGUGAGGAACGUGGCCCGGUGUUGGACCUAUGAGACGUCUCUGCUGGUAGACGAGCCCAUAAGUGAUGAGCUGCCAUAUAGUGAGUAUUUUGAGUACUUCGCUCCAGACUUCACGCUCCACCCGGACGUCAGCACCAGGAUAGAGAACCAAAACUCCAGACAGUACCUGGAGCAGAUUCGUCAGACGGUAUCGGAGAACCUGAAGAUGUUAAACCACGCCCCUAGCGUCCAGAUCCACGACGUGCCAUCCGACCUGCUGAACUACGAACGCGCGGAGGAGGGAGACCCUGACGAGAGAGGCUCCGAGGACAACUACUCUAGGCCGGAAGCCUCCAACGAGUUCUACGACGGUGACCAUGACAACGACAAAGAGAGCGACGUGGAGAUUUGAGGGAGCAGACCUAUCUCCCCCUCCUUUCUCUUCUGACUGGGACUCUAUCCAUCCAUUCAUCAGUAGUUCCACUAGCUGUACUGAGGGACUUAAUGGACUGGAUCCAAAGUCAGAACACUCUUCUUCACCAUCGCUCUCUUUUUCCUUUUUUAUCUGUUUAUGUUCAUAUGUACUCUUUUAUAUGUGUAGAGGACAGAACCAGAGCAGAUCUGAGUCGGCACUUCAUCAUUGUCAGAUUGCUGAGUCACUGUGAUGGACCCUAACCCUGGUACAGAUACUACCAGAUAAACUGCUCAGCCAUGCAACAUGGUCCAAUACACCAGAUUUAAUACGGGGAUGUUCUGUAUCCCAGCCCCGUGUUCCAGUUGCAGAUAAGUUAAUGGUGGUAGAGGGGUUGACAGUUUCCAGGUGUUAGGCUUUUCUCUGGGCAGCACUUAUCUGUUUGCUGUCAGACUGCCAACACACACAGGGCUGUCCUCAAACAAGCCGGGAAAAAAAAUGUAUCUAAGGUUUUGAUGAAGUCUUGUCAACUUUUUUUUAAAUAAAAGAA